UUUUGAUCGUGGAAAUUGAAAACAGUGACAGCAAUUGCUAAUAUAUAAAGAUCCAAUUUAGGCAGAAAAUACCUCCAACGCAGUGCUAUUGUGAAAUAUCUAUCCUUCUUCCCGAGCAUUGCAACAAUACAUAAGGGAAGGAAUGGACUGCAAGGGCUGGAAGUAUAGUAUCGCCUGACGGCAGAUGCUAGGUUAGUUGGUCCUCAGACCGAGCGAUGAGAGGAUGCGUUUUAUGGGCGUUCACCCUUUGUCAUUUAUUGACGUUCUCAUAGCGGAGCCAUAACAAAUGCAGAUAUCUGCAAUAUCACGUGCGUAAAAUUCUCAAGAAGCUGAUAAAUAAAUGGCCAUGGCAAUGCCGCAAUAUUAUAUUGCUGUCAGGGACACUGGUCAAAAACAGGUACUCUACCACUACAAAGGACAAAUGAGUAACAUAGAUGAACAAGACAGAACAGAGACAGGGGGUGGAGGAGAAGAUGGAGCAACCCCUGUACGUCCUAGUGAUACUGUUGUAACUUCAUGGCCCAUAAGUCCAGUUAGCAAUUCCAAUAGUACUACAACACUCAAUGAAAAUACAAGUUUAACAGCAAAUGAAGAAGAGUUUGAUACAUACUUUGCUGAUGAAAAAAUAGAGAUCCCAAAAUCAGAAAAUAAAAUAUUCAGUUUCCGUAAAUUCUGGGCAUUCACGGGGCCUGGAUUUCUGAUGAGCAUUGCUUACCUAGAUCCUGGAAACAUUGAGUCAGAUCUUCAGUCGGGUGCAGCAGCAAAUUACCAGCUCUUAUGGGUCUUGAUGUGGGCAACUAUAUUAGGACUUGUUAUGCAACGUCUUUCAGCUCGCCUUGGUGUUGUUACCGGUCUGCAUUUAGCUGAAGUAUGCUAUCGACAGUACCCAAAGAUUCCACGUGUAUUGGUAUGGAUAAUGGUUGAAAUAGCUAUAAUUGGGUCAGACAUGCAAGAAGUAAUUGGAACAGCCAUUGCUCUAUACCUUCUGUCAAAUAAAGCAAUUCCGCUUUGGGGUGGUGUGUUGAUCACUGUUGUUGAUACAUUCACAUUUCUCCUCCUCGAUCGCUAUGGUCUGCGGAAGUUGGAAGCAUUUUUUGGCUUCCUUAUUUCAGUGAUGGCUGUAACAUUUGGGUAUGAAUAUGGUGUUGCAAAACCUGAUCAAGUGAAGGUAAUAGAAGGCCUAAUUAUUCCUAGAUGUCAAGGCUGCAACAGUGCUGCUCUUCUCCAGGCUGUUGGAAUUGUUGGAGCAGUUAUAAUGCCUCACAAUCUUUAUUUGCAUUCUGCUCUGGUGAAGUCACGGGAUGUAGAUCGCAGGAAGAAAGAAGAAGUUAGUGAAGCAAACAAGUAUUUUUUCAUUGAGGCAGUUGUUGCACUCUUUGUAUCAUUCCUCAUCAAUGUAUUCGUUGUGUCAGUCUUUGCAUCAGGGCUCUAUGGUAAAACCAAUCAGCAGGUGCAUGAUGCUUGUGUUGCAGUAAACAACACUCAUAGUGAUAUUUUCCCGGAAAAUGAUGAUCUUGUUGAUGCUGAUCUAUAUAAAGCAGGUGUUUUCUUGGGUUGCACAUUUGGUGUCGCAUGUAUGUAUAUAUGGGCUAUAGGAAUACUUGCAGCUGGCCAGAGUUCUACCAUGACUGGGACCUAUGUUGGUCAGUUUGCCAUGGAGGGCUUCCUUAAUCUCCGAUGGAAACGCUGGCAGCGAGUUCUGUUGACUCGUACAGUUGCUAUUCUUCCUACUUUCUUCAUAGCAUUCUAUGAGGAUAUAAAUGACCUUACUGGCAUGAAUGACAUGUUGAAUGCCAUUAUGUCACUUCAGUUACCAUUUGCUCUAAUUCCAACGAUAACCUUUACGUCAUCAGAACGUAUAAUGGGAGAUUUCAAGAAUGGAGUAUUUACCAAGAUCCUAUCAUCACUGCUUUCACUUGUGGUGAUAAUCAUUAACUUGUGGUUUGUCAUCAGUUUUCUUGAUUCAACACUCAGCGGUGCAUGGUGGCAGUAUGUAUUGGUGGUCAUAGUGGGAUUAUUUUACAUAUCCCUAGUGAUGUACUUGGUUCUGUUCCUUCUAGUGGCCUUUGGGUUCAACCUGUGCUGUACAAUACCUCUGUCGGGUCUCACAGGCAUGGAUGAAAAUGGCCCCUCCUUGCAACCUAACUUUGAAGGUUCCUAUCCGAGCAUUUAAAUGUAGAAUCUUAUACGUUGGAUACAACAGAAGGUACCACCAUGUAGAGGGAUUAGGAGGAUGGGUUUCCAAUUAUAUGAAGCUUGACCUAAUAUGGUAAGAAACUAGAUUUUAGAGGAAUGUAAUUUCUUAAUUUUAGAAAUGAAACACAACAAGAAUAGAGGAAAAAUCUUAAGUCUUUGUCACCAUUUUUUUUUUUUACUCAAACAUUAUGAAGAUAGAUUUUGUAUACUGGGACCAAAUUAACAAAGAAAAGGGAAUUUUUAACAAUAUACGUAUAUGUGAUCAUCAUAAAUAAGAUAGGAGAAAAGAUUGUAUGUUACCAUGAACUGUAGCUGCAACAAUACUGAUACCAGUAGUAUGCAAGAUACAAUGAGCAACAUCUUUGCCUACAUUUCAUAUAAAUUGUUCAUAAUUUAUAUAGGUGUCAAUACUGAUUUUAUAAGAAUUACAGUUGUAAAACAGGAAUAUAUCCAUCACUACUGGUCAAAUGUGCCUUGGUACUUAUAGGUGAAUGCUUUGCCUUAAAUAAUAAAGUAAGGAAUUAUACUAAAUUCUCCAUCAUACUUAAAUCAUAAUUACUGGUACGAGUUUCUGGUUUGUGAUACUGUACUUGUCAAUUUUAGAGUGGUACUGAUUGGUAUGUUUCUGCCUUGCAACUGUCAAAGAGCAUAUAAAAUAGCAUUUGGUAUCCCAUUGCAGAAUAAAAUGGAAAAAUUAAAAUUUUCAGGCAAGAAUCAAACCAUAAAAACAGAAAUACUGUAUUUCAUCUUUUGCCCUAAAAAUGAAUCAAAAGACUCUUGAAGUUAUACUUUGUUUUUAACGAUAAGUUGUGAAACCAAAAUAAUAUUUUUUGUAAUGGUGAAUCUUAAUUUUUAUAUCAAAAUAAUAAAAGCAAAUAUGAAAAAAAGUUUUGUCGUACACUGAAAUAUAUAAUUGUUCAAUAUUUUUGCAACAAUAUUUUAUCACAGGCAGUUUUUCUGUCGGCAAUUGUGAAAAUUUCAAAAAUGAAAAAUCCAGACUACUAAUACUGAAUUGUAUUGAAAUUCAGUCCAAGCAUCUUUUAUUUCUUGUGUGUUAAAAUUGGCCACAUGUUUGGUAGACUUGGUUUUAAGGUUUAAGCUGAGAAUGUUACUUCAUUUGGUAACAUUUCUAAAAGACACUACCACUUCUAUAAUUAAGUAUUCUUUGUAUUAAAAGAUCAUGACAACUGUUGUAGCAUAUGUAUUCAAGUAUGUACUAUAUUAUUUUUAUAGUUCUUUGAUUUUGUCAAAAUGUUUACUACUUUUUCAAUUAGAAUUUAUAUAGUAUAUAUAAUAUAUUUCAAGAGCUUCUGCAGACUGGGGGUUGUAAGUUUCAUUAGACCAAAACUUUGCAUAAAACCUAAGAUGUGCAUAUUUCAUAUUUACUCUAUGAAAGUAAGGAAAGUUAAAUGAACCAUCUGAAAGUAAAGAAAGAUAAAUAAAUAGCUAGAUAUUUAAGAGUACAGUAACUAUUAAAUAGGAUGCAGCUUGGCAUCUGAAGAUAUGACAUGACCAUGCCAACCUUACCAUACACCUAACCUAAAAAUUGAAAGAAUGUUUACUUAGACAGGGGUCUUCACCUGGACUUGUUUACACAACACAAUGAAAUUUUUGCAUGUAGGCUUAAAGUGUACAUUAAAUCAGGUUUCUUACUAUAUCUUAUUCAAAGUUACUGAAAUCAGUUAAGUCUGGAGGUUUCAUUUGGUUAUGUUUGCUUGUGGUAGGAUGGUAGGCAAGCAUUUUUAUAUUGGUGCAGAAUUUCUUUAUCAAUAGGCAUGAUUCCACGAAUGACCAACAGAAUGUAAGGAUUUACCCUUCUCUAGACAUCUCUUCCUUAAAGAGCAUCUGGUAAUGCAGCCUCCAUAAAUAUUUUCCCCAGUAUACUCUUUCUUGGCUGCACUUUUCUUUUUCCUUUUUUUCCCCCCCAACACAUAUUGCUGCGACUCUGUAGAAAUAGUAGUAGGUACAUUAGGGUUUUCCUAACCAACAACAUGUAGAUUAUUUGUAGAAUUAGUACUAGGUAGAACAGGGUUGUCCUGACUGACAAAAUUAAAAACCAGUAUGGUGGCUCAAGUAAUAAUCCUGAACAUUGCCUUGAUUUUCUGAAAUUAAAUAGAUCAUUUUUCUAGAUGCACAAAACUCCUGCAACACUGAGUAAAGUUUUGGUCUUGUGAUCGGGAAACACUUUGAAUAUAAUGAAAAAAGUCUCGCAUGUAUCUUGAUCAGUGGUACAAAGAAUCCAGCACCCAUUAACAGCCAUGGCCUUCAUUAUUCUUGCAUUUUCAAAUGUACUAUCAAUUUCUGACUGACUUCUGUCUUGGUUUGCUCCUAUGUUGACCACCAUACUUAGCAAUAGAUAAAAAGAAUAUUGGUUCUACUAUAUGAUAUAAACAUGAGCCGUCAAAGAAUCAUCAUGGUUGGGAGAGAAUUUUUUUCAAAAAUAUUCUCACUUGUGUGAGAAAACUCCUUUUGUCCAUUAGUAUAUAUUUUUCCCCACUUUCAAAACAUGCACCUUACAAUAUUGCCACCAACUACAUUGCUUCAUUAAAUAUCUUAACUUAUUGUUUAGAGAAAGUGUGCCCAUAUCAAGACUUAAAAUAGACGCUAAAUUUAGAAAUUCUUCACUAGUUAAGGUGCAACAUGCUGUCACUGUGACUUUUAAAUGGAUAAUAGCACUAGAGUUUAAUGGAGCAAAUAUGGAAAAUGUAUAGGUUGAUAAUCAGAAAAUUGUAUAACUGGUGACCCCAGUUUAAUCAUGACUACGUUACUGGUUAAAUUUAAACAGCCUGUGAAUCAGGAUUACGUCCCUUAAACAUGCAUCCACACAACAUUGGAGUUGUGGAAGGAAGAAUCAGCAAGAGUUCAUGUGAAGGCAUGGAAAUGAGUUGGGAAUUUAAAAACUUUUCCAGUUAGGGCUCCUGUCAAAGCUGUAAAUCAUUUGUACUUUAUUUUCCAACAUUUUUAGGUUCUGUAUAAAGCUUUCAAUAUUUUCAGCCGUAUCUCAGAUAGCUUAUACCCCUGUCUGCAGACAGCCCAGUCUGUAAUUGCUAAUGCUAUGUCUGAAUUGUCCAUUUGUGUUUUAUGCCUUAGCAAAUCUGUUUGCACUGUGACAUCUUCUGGAAUCUUGUUGACUUUAGUGAAUCCAGUGUGUUUGGGAAUUAUAUAAGCAAAAUUUUAAAUGACAGUCUUAAAGAUUUAGUACAGUUAAUACAUUGAAUAAUCCUCUUCACUACAAAAUUUAUCCAGAUUGUUAACAUUGAAUUUUCUAUAGUGUAUACUGUACAAAUACAGAAUAUACCUGGCCUUUUUUAUGCAUGAAUAAAUUAGUUGCAAGGUUUACUUUAAAUGUAGUAAAUUAUAUGAUGUUUAAUGUAUGGCCCUUUCCUGUGAAUACGCAGUAUGUAUUUUGAAAACCUCUAUCAACCAUAAAUGGAUUUUCAAGAUCUUGUACUUUGAACUGUACAAUCAUAAAUUUGGGUCAGAUGCAUGCCUUUGCAGUCAUCUAGUACUGAAUUUUUUUGUAUUUUUUUAUACUGAUCAUGUUCAUCUUUUUCUACACCUCACAAUGCCAUAUCUACCUUUAUGGCCCCCACAGUUCUAUGUGAUAUCCAUUUUAAAUAGUUCUACUAAUUUAGAUUCAUUUUGCUGUAAAUCCUGAUGUUGGUUCUUCUGUCAUAAUCUGUAAUAUUAGCUCAAAGUUGUAGAGCACUUUAUAAAGAUGAUGUGCAUCACCAUCUCCUGCACGUCAUAUGUUUGUGUAUGGCUGUUAGAUAGGCUUUGUCUUCACCUAUCUUAUUUUCUUUCUUUGAGAUACUGUACAUAUACUGUUCUUAGAAUUAGGGAUAAUCUCAAAAUUAAGGCUGUGUGCUCUUUUAAAAGCAGAAAAGCUUCUGCCAGUAUAACUUGACAUUUAUUUUUGUAAUUAUAGUAAAUAUUAUGAACUUACUAAUUUAACAAAAGUGACAACUAAACAGUGUGUUUGCCCAAGUUUUACUGAAAAUUAAUUUAUUUUAUACUGCUUCAUCAGAGACAGCAAUAUUGGAAUUUGUAAUAUACAGUCCUAUACAGGAUAAUGUUGGUUAAAAACUUUUAAAGAUAUUUUGCAAAUGUCUUUAAGCAAAGAUGUACUACUGAUAAGCCUUUCAGUACCUUGAAUUGUUGACACUGAUGCCAUAGAACUACUCAAGCUUGUCUAACAAUACUACACAUUUUUAGAUUGUUGAUGGUGUAAUGAUGAAGCAGUGGUGCUAAUAUAAUUAAAAUAUUCUAGACAUAAGAAUUUUUUUCUUGUAAGUUCAGUUCCUCAGCCAAUGACCCAUAUACCUGGGUUACAUUUUGUUCAUAGCUAAAGAAUUCUUUACAUUUGAGCUUGACUUUUAUUUUUUUCCAAAACCUGUUGUAACAGGUUAUAAUUUUGUAUGUACAUAUUUUGCUUGUAUAGCUUGAGUUUUUUCUGAUAGGUUGCUAGUUCACAAUGGUAUAUAUUUGAUUUGCUAUGAAAAAUUAGAAGUUGAAACUUGUGGUAGUUUCUAUGUUACAGAUUCUUCUUAAAUGAAAUUUUCUGAGUAUUGUCUUCCUUAAGCAGGGAAGCCAUGUAAUAUUAUUUACGCAGUAGGAUGCUUAGUAGUCAAAAGAACCUCAAAGUCAUCAACUGCUACAUUUUGUUUCAAUGUUGGGUUAGUGUAGCUUAAACAGUAUAUUUAGUAUUUUUGUUGAUGUAUAUACAGGUAUAAUAUUUUAGGUUUUUAUAUAUUUAUUGGGUGUUAGAAGCACCAGUGAAUUUAUCUCAGAAUAUGAAUCUUUUGCAGCAGAUCCUACUAGAAUGUUCUCUGCAAGCACGAAUUUCAUGUAUAUGUGUUCUGAAUCUUAUGCAGCAGGCAUUGUUGUUUCUGCAUGGCAUUGUUGCAAUUUCAUAAUAAAGUUUUUAUUCA
This is a messenger RNA of Macrobrachium nipponense, 7127 nucleotides long. It is a transcript of the gene Mvl, whose product is annotated as natural resistance-associated macrophage protein 2-like. Gene Ontology annotation, molecular function: iron ion transmembrane transporter activity; manganese ion transmembrane transporter activity; cadmium ion transmembrane transporter activity. Bases 341 to 2173 code for a protein of 610 amino acids. Gene Ontology annotation, biological process: response to manganese ion; metal ion transport; manganese ion homeostasis. Lineage: Eukaryota; Metazoa; Arthropoda; Malacostraca; Decapoda; Palaemonidae. The record is from RefSeq and is a predicted model, not a curated record. Gene Ontology annotation, cellular component: apical plasma membrane. The transcript is spliced from 14 exons.